GGGAAAAAAAAAAAAAGAAAAAAAAAGGAGGAGAAAGAAUAAUCACUUAAGCUGGUCCGGUCCCGUCUCGGAGGUUUAGGGGCUGCACCCGGGGUGCCGCUGCUGCCCGCGCCGACAACCAUGAAGGCUCAGCCGGCGGCAGCCUCCAUCUUCUGUCUGUGCCUGGCGCUGGCGGUCUCCGCAGCCUCCGCCGCGGAAGGGCUCGGAAAGGGUUUUGGAGAUCAUAUUCAUUGGAGAACACUAGAAGAUGGGAAGAAAGAGGCAGCAGCCAGUGGUUUGCCUCUUAUGGUUAUCAUCCACAAGUCUUGGUGUGGAGCUUGCAAAGCUUUAAAGCCAAAGUUUGCUGAAUCCAAGGAGAUCUCUGAGCUUGCCCAUAAUUUUGUUAUGGUCAACCUUGAGGAUGAUGAAGAGCCAAAGGAUGAAGCCUUUAGUCCUGAUGGAGGUUACAUUCCCAGAAUCCUUUUCAUGGACCCCAGUGGAAAAGUCCACCCAGAAAUCAUAAAUGAGAAAGGAAACCCCAGCUACAAGUACUUCUAUACCAAUGCUGAUCAAGUUGUCCAAGGGAUGAAGGAGGCCCAGGAGAAGCUAACAGGUGAUGCUUUCAAACAAAAACACCUGGGAGAUGAACUAUAAUGAAUACACUGAAUGAUGCUUUUCCAUCACUUUGAAACUCUAAAAGGAAAUGAUUAAACAGACCAAGAAUGUAGAUGCACUGAAGGGACAUAAUUAUUCUGUCAACAAUGUUAGCUUAAACCCUGUUUGGAGUUCACACACAUGCAUCAGUUACAGUGUUAUCUCCUCCUCUGCCUGGCAGUUUGUACUGUAAUGGUUAUUUGCAACUAGGUAAUGUGCAAACACAUCAGUUUGUGUGUUUGAGCAACCACUAAUAUUUGGUGUUAAAAGGGAGGUGUGUAGGGUGAAACAUUAUUUGAGGACAAACAGUGUGAUUGGAAUAACAAGAAGUAGCCAACAUUUUGACACUUAAGCAGGGUUGGAUCCCUCUUUUUCACUGGUAUUAUGAGAUCCCGUUGUUUUUACUGGGGAUUCCUAUCAAUGGGGCAUGUUCCUGGGCCAGGUGUUUUCUAGACAUCCCAAACCAUGAAUUCUGCCACUAAGCCAAGUAGAAUAAAUUUCAUGAAUGUCCAACUAGCAUGUGAAAUUAUUAGCUCUGCAAACAUAUUUUUGUGUAAAACUGUGUGUGAUUCAUCUUUAUUUGCCUUUGGGCAGAAAUUUAAUUUUUUCCUUGGGCACUCACCUUUUGAUUGUUUUAUCAAGUGAGGGUGGGUUAUGUUGAAGCUUUACGGGGAAUUCCCCUUUUAUUCUUUGAAUGUUUUUUGGCGAAUGCCUUGCCAUCACAUUGUACUGUAUUUUUGUACCAGGGUGAAAAAUUAAACCUUUUUAAACAUAAGCAUGCAGACAGUGUUUUGUGGUAAAGGGCGUAGCUUUCCAUUCUCAAGGUUGGGGGAAUAUAUUUUUGUUGAUGUUGCAGUGGUUAUUAAUGUUGAAUGUCAUAGCUGAAGAAUGUUUCUGCUUUUUAUAAUUAAAAGAAAACAGUUGUUUUU
Haliaeetus leucocephalus (bald eagle) is the source of this 1562-nucleotide messenger RNA. It is a transcript of the gene TXNDC12, whose product is annotated as thioredoxin domain containing 12 (endoplasmic reticulum). The record is from RefSeq and is a predicted model, not a curated record. Bases 121 to 633 code for a protein of 170 amino acids. Lineage: Eukaryota; Metazoa; Chordata; Aves; Accipitriformes; Accipitridae. The transcript has 7 exons. Gene Ontology annotation, cellular component: endoplasmic reticulum.